CGGAGGCGCUCCACUCCCUACUCGCGCGCAGGCACGAGCGGCGCUCGGAUGUUUUCAUUCUGAAUUUAUAAGUCAGAGAGAGGAGGACGCCUUCGAAACAAGAGGAAACGAGAGGGAAAAACCUUUUUGUUGUUGUUGUGUAUGUUUUUGUAUUAGCUUCCGGUGUAAUGUCAGUUCGUCGGGCCGGUUUGGUGCUGCUUUGCGCGAUGUUGGCGGUGACUUGUGCUCGCAGGAGUUCGCCGGAGCAGGAGGAUGUUCAGGAGAAAACGAACAGCGCCAGAUGCACAUCCAGGUGCCUCACUCUGCACAUGACCCAGCUAACCGCUGCUUUCAGACACCUCCAGAGUGACCAAGUCCUGGUUUGGUGUGAAAACCACAGACGCUGUGCUCAGUGCCUUCAGCCAUGCAAAGAACUGUGGGAAACCAGGAAGGUGGCAUCUCCAAAGUCUUGCGAGAAGCAGACAGAGUGUGUGACAAGCAGGGAGUUUCUGGCCUCGUUAAGGUCGUCUCGUCAGGGAGACUGCCCUCCGCCUCAGCGAGCCACAGGAUUUGCCGCGGCCUGCGUGGAGAGCUGCUCGUCAGACCAGCACUGCCCCUCCCCCAGGAAGUGCUGCUCCAAUAGCUGUGGACAUACUUGCCAAGCCCCAGCCAAUCUGUACAAAGGUGUCCCUCUGAAGCCUCGAAGAGACAUUAGCUUUUUGGAAGACUCGGAGGGUCGUGUGAAGGUGAUGUGGGUGUCGAAGUUCAAUGUCAGCGUGGAGCCCGUCGUUUACAUACUCCAGUCCCGCUGGAACAUCGGCAUUCACCCCAGUGAAGACCACGCCUCUCCAUGGGCUACUGUAGCCAUGACACUCUCUGAAGAUGCGAUUCUGUCAGAUCUGAGACCUCAGCGUUGGUACCAGUUUAGAGUGGCAGCCAUCAACAGCCACGGCAGCAGAGGUUUCACCACACCCAGCAAACACUACAUCUCCAGUAAAGACCCUUCGCCCCCAGAACCACCCACGAAUGUCAGAGUGAGCAACCAGACACUGAAUAGGACACAAUCAGCGUCCCAGUUCACAGAAAGGUCGAUGGAGAGUGGCGUCACAGUGGCGGUCUUAUUACGCUGGGAGCCCCCUAAGGAAGGAGACCUCCCGGUGCACAACUACCGAAUCACCUGGAUGUCUCGCCAUACGCACGCAGCACAAAAACACAAACACACGCUGCAAGCGCACACGCAUACAGUAGCCAGUAACACGCACGCACGACCUGCACAGUCACGCACACCAACACAGGGUAGGAAGGAGAGCAACAGCAGAGUGACUCAGGGGGCGCAGUGUGAAGUGUGGCUGCACGGUCUACCGCCUGCGACUUCCUACUUGCUCUCUGUCCAGACGGUGGCCUACUGGGGUCAGAAGAGACUGAAGAGUCCUAGAGCGCAGCUUGUCUUCACUACCAUCCCUCAUGCAGACUCGACCAAAGGCGACGAUUUCUCCAAUGAGCUCCCCUCUUCUUCCUCUUCCUCUUCAUCCUCCCUUCCCUCUUCUCUUUCGAUCUCUUCUUUCUCGCCUUCUUCCUCUGACCUCCCGGUUUCCUCCUCUCUCCCUCACCCCGAAACCCCUCUGAGCCCCGUUGCCCUUGGAAACCUGCGGCUGGAGGUCGCCGCCCCUCAUUACCAUAACAACCAGCUCCAGGUGAAGGUGUUCUGGAAGUGGCCUCAGCAUGUGAGACAGAGACACGCUGGCCCGUACAUUUUGAGGUGGCGACCGCAUACCUGCAGCACUAAUGUGACAAGCAUGGAGAGAACAACUACGGUGCAGGGCACUCAUCACACCAUCACAGGUUUGCUGUUUGCCUGUAAGUACGGGGUUGCUGUGGCGCUGAAAGCUGACCCACGGUCAGAGGCUGUUGCCUGGCUUACAACCCCGACUUGCUCCUCUGUCAGGGUCAGAGGAGGCAAAAGUUUGCUGUGCAACACUGAGAGUAGGGAGCGCCUCCUGUCAGGCAGAAAGGUAGUACUGCGUCCAGAACGACUGACCGCAGACUUCCAACAGGUCAACGGUACUCUGCUCGCCACCUUUCGUUGGAGGUUGUCCCAGCACGCGCUUCACCCUACAGCUGUCGAGGGUUUCCAGUUUACCUGGAUGCUUCAGUCAGAGGUUGCGGGGAAAGCCGAUGGACUGGAAGACACGCUCAUCUCCCAGACACAGACUAUCGCACCGUCUCAGAGGUCGGUGACUGUCUAUGGUCUUCAGGCCGACAGCGUUUACCAGCUGCAGCUCCAGGUGUUAACAGCAGGGGGCAGCAGUGGCACCGCAGUCUCCAAGACCAUAUAUACUCCAGCUAUCAACACAACGCUUUAAUAGGCUCCAGCUGCAGCACCUCCACCAUCACUUUUCUGUAGUCUUCCACUGUGCACUAAGGGAACAUGACUUAAACUAUAACAUAAAGAACAUUAAUCUCAGAGAUUUAGAUUCCUCUCAGAUUAAAGACAUUUUCUGUUUUGUAUAUUUUUCUCUCUCAUUGAAUCACUUUGCAAAGAUUAUGAAGGUUGCGGGCUUGCUCUAAUGGUUAACAGCAUGAGCCUUUAUCAUUUUGUAAGAAUUUAAUAUGAACUGUACAUAUGCACGGUGCCAGUUUGUGUUGGCACCAACAACCACGUCCCUGUUUUAUUUUUCUCAUGUCUGUGAAAAGUGAGACUUCUCGCACGGUUGCGUUUGGUAUAAAGAUGAGAUUCAGUCUAAAAACCUCACGUCACUCGAGCCAAAUGACACUUGGACAGAGACUCUGUGUGUCUGUUGUUUUUGAUCAUGCUAGUAGAGAAAACAUAGCACUGACCUUAUGUACAAUAAGUUAUGUAUAGCAACAACAGGCCCACUGUUAUAUCUCGAUGCAUAAUCUCUGAGGUUAGUGCGGUCUUAAUGUAAGCUCAGACAUUUUCAUAUUUUGUCCGUAUGUUUUUAACCUGUUUGUUUGCUUGUUUUUACUUUUGUAUAGGUAAAUGUAAUUGUUCGAUCAAAUCCGGGCUGUGUGAAUAAUUUUUUACAUAAUAGUACGCCCAUGUCAUUAAACGAUGAAAGCUAACGUAGCUACACCUGUGGUCGUCAGACUCCUGUUAAAAGUCAGAUUGUUGCUUUAAGUCUGUUGGAAACUUCUGGUGUGCAACCGGUAAGUUAAUAUUCUCCUAUGUAACCUUUUCCUGUUCAUAAUUUGUAGUUUAAGCUUUUACUUUUUUUACUAGUAGAUUUAUUUAUUGUU
Molecule: messenger RNA, 3237 nt
Organism: Pundamilia nyererei
Lineage: Eukaryota; Metazoa; Chordata; Actinopteri; Cichliformes; Cichlidae
Gene: anos1b
Product: anosmin 1b
Exons: 15
Coding region: 168-2342 (724 amino acids)
Biological process (GO): neuron differentiation
Cellular component (GO): cell surface; extracellular region
Molecular function (GO): peptidase inhibitor activity; protein binding
Source: RefSeq, a predicted model, not a curated record